UCCCCCUCCGGCAUCAGGUCUGAGUGGUACGCGCCCCCCGGUGCAGACGCGGAACUGGCGCCCGCUGGCCGCGGCGCCGGGCUAGGAAGCGAGGAGCGCUCCGCGGCGGGGAGACGGCGGGCGGGUCUGGCAGGUUCCUGCGAGAGUAGAUUAUAUCAAAAUUCCUCCUGGGAACGCUGGCUCCUUGCUCAAUGCCCUGAAGUUUCUCUGCGAUGAACUGAUACAUCGGAACCAUGGUGCAAAAGAAGUCCUGCCCUCGGCUACUUGACUAUCUAGUGAUCGUAGGGGCGAGGCACCCAAGCAGUGACAGCGUGGCUCAGACUCCAGAACUGCUUCGGAGAUACCCACUAGAGGAUCACCCAGAGUUCCCCCUGCCCCCUGAUGUGGUGUUCUUCUGCCAACCGGAGGGAUGUCUCAGUGUGCGGCAGCGUCGCAUGAGCCUUCGAGAUGACACCUCUUUUGUCUUCACCCUAACCGAUAAGGACACCGGGGUCACCCGCUAUGGCAUCUGUGUCAACUUCUACCGCUCCUUCCAAAAGCGAAUGCCAAAGGAAAAGGUGGAAGGCGGAGCAGGACCGCGCGGGAAGGAAGGGACCCAUGCGCCCUGCACAGUCGCAGAAGAGGUGGCCACGGGCAACUCCGAGAGCGGCCCAACCUUGCAGCCUCCCAGUGCUGACUCCACUCCUGAUGUGAACCAGUCUCCUCGGGGCAAACGUAGGGCGAAAGCGGGCAGCCGCUCCCGCAACAGUACCCUGACGUCCCUCUGCGUGCUUAGCCACUAUCCUUUCUUCUCCACCUUCAGAGAGUGUCUGUAUACUCUCAAACGUCUGGUGGACUGCUGUAGUGAACGGCUGCUAGGCAAGAAACUGGGCAUCCCGCGGGGUGUACAGAGGGACACCAUGUGGCGGAUCUUUACUGGAUCGCUGCUAGUGGAGGAGAAGUCCAGUGCCCUUCUGCAGGACCUUCGAGAGAUUGAGGCCUGGAUCUAUCGGUUGCUACGCUCCCCGGUGCCCGUCUCUGGGCAGAAGCGAGUGGACAUUGAGGUCCUACCCCAGGAGCUCCAGCAGGCCCUGACAUUUGCUCUUCCAGAUCCGUCUCGAUUCACCCUAGUAGAUUUCCCGCUGCAUCUUCCCUUGGAACUUCUGGGCGUGGACGCUUGCCUUCAGGUGCUGACCUGCAUCCUGUUGGAGCACAAGGUGGUGCUACAAUCUCGAGACUACAAUGCGCUCUCCAUGUCUGUGAUGGCAUUUGUGGCAAUGAUCUACCCGCUGGAGUACAUGUUCCCGGUCAUCCCGCUACUUCCCACCUGCAUGGCAUCGGCAGAGCAGCUACUCUUGGCUCCAACCCCAUACAUCAUUGGAGUUCCUGCCAGCUUCUUCCUCUACAAGCUAGAUUUCAAAAUGCCUGAUGACGUGUGGCUAGUGGAUCUGGACAGCAGCAGGGUGAUUGCCCCCACCAAUGCAGAAGUGCUCCCCAUCCUGCCAGAGCCAGAAUCAUUAGAGCUGAAAAAGCACUUAAAGCAGGCCCUAGCCAGCAUGAGUCUCAACACCCAGCCCAUUCUUAACCUGGAGAAAUUCCACGAGGGCCAGGAGAUCCCACUUCUUUUGGGAAGGCCAUCCAAUGACCUUCAGUCCACACCUUCCACUGAAUUCAACCCACUCAUUUAUGGCAAUGAUGUAGAUUCCGUCGACGUUGCAACGAGAGUGGCCAUGGUACGUUUCUUCAACUCUGCUAACGUGCUGCAGGGCUUUCAGAUGCACACACGUACCCUGCGGCUCUUCCCCCGGCCCGUGGUAGCUUUCCAAGCUGGCUCCUUCCUGGCCUCACGUCCCCGGCAGACUUCCUUUGCUGAGAAACUGGCCAGGACUCAAGCUGUGGAGUAUUUUGGAGAAUGGAUCCUGAACCCUUCUAACUAUGCCUUCCAACGGAUUCACAACAAUACAUUUGAUCCGGCCCUGAUUGGUGACAAGCCAAAGUGGUACGCUCACCAGCUGCAGCCUAUCCACUACCGAGUCUAUGAUGGCAACUCCCAGCUGGCCGAGGCCCUGAGCGUGCCACCUGAGCGCGAUUCUGACUCUGACCCCACCGAGGACAGUGGCAGUGAUAGUCAGGAUUAUGAUGACUCAAGCUCUUCUUACUCCUCCCUUGGGGACUUCGUCAGUGAAAUGAUGAAAUGUGACAUCAAUGGCGACACUCCCAAUGUGGAUCCUCUGACGCAUGCAGCCCUGGGAGAUGCCAGUGAAGUGGAGAUUGAUGAGCUGCAGCCCCAGAAGGAGGGAGAAGAGCCUGGCCCAGACAGUGAGAACUCUCAGGAAAACCCGCCGCUGCGCUCCAGCUCCAGCACCACUGCCAGCAGCAGCCCGAGCACCGUCGUCCACGGUGCCCACCCUGAAGCUGCUGAUUCUACAGAGAUGGGAGAUAAGGCAGCAGCAGGCAUCUCCAAGCCCUUCCCUCCUGUGCCUCCCAGCAUUUGCAAAUCUUCUGUGGACAGGAGGCAGACAGAGACUGGAGAGGGGUCAGUGUGCCAGCGAACCUAUGACAAUCCAUACUUCGAGCCCCAGUAUGGCCUCCCCCCUGAGGAAGACGACGACGAGCAGGGGGAGAGCUACACUCCCCGAUUCAACCAACAUGUCAGUGGCAGUCGGGCUCAAAAGCUGCUGCGGCCCAACAGCUUGAAGCUGGCAAGCGACUCGGACGCAGAGUCAGACUCCCGAGCAAGCUCUCCCAACUCCACUGUCUCUAACACCAGCACCGAGGGCUUUGGGGGCAUCAUGUCUUUUGCUAGCAGCCUGUAUCGGAACCACAGUACAAGCUUCAGUCUUUCAAACCUCACCCUGCCCACCAAAGGCGCCCGAGAAAAGACUACACCAUUCCCCAGCCUGAAAGUAUUUGGGCUAAAUACUCUAAUGGAGAUUGUUACUGAAGCCGGCCCUGGGAGUGGUGAAGGAAACAGGAGGGCCUUAGUGGACCAGAAGUCAUCUGUCAUCAAACACAGCCCGACUGUGAAAAGAGAACCUCCUUCACCACAGGGCCGGUCCAGCAACUCUAGCGAGAACCAGCAGUUCCUGAAGGAAGUGGUCCACAGCGUGCUGGAUGGCCAGGGAGUGGGCUGGCUCAAUAUGAAAAAGGUCCGCCGGCUGCUGGAGAGCGAGCAGCUCCGAGUCUUUGUCCUGAGCAAGCUGAACCGCGCGGUGCAGUCCGAGGAUGAUGCCCGGCAGGAUGUCAUCCAGGACGUGGAGAUCAGUCGGAAGGUGUACAAGGGGAUGCUGGACCUCCUCAAGUGCACGGUCCUCAGCCUCGAGCAGUGCUACGCCCAUGCGGGCCUGGGUGGCAUGGCCAGCGUCUUCGGGCUUUUGGAGAUUGCCCAGACCCACUACUACAGUAAAGAACCAGACAAACGGAAGAAAAGUCCAACAGAGAAUGUAAACACCCCAGUCGGCAAGGAUCCUGGUCUGGCUGGGCGGGGGGACCCAAAGGCCAUGGCCCAGCUAAGGGUCCCUCAGCUGGGUCCUCGGGCACCCAGUGCUACAGGAAAGGGUCCUAAAGAACUGGAUACCAGAAGUCUAAAGGAAGAGAAUUUCGUAGCGUCUGUUGGGCCAGAGGGCAUCAAGCCUGUCUUUGACCUGGGUGAGACAGAGGAGAAAAAGUCCCAGAUCAGCGCAGACAGUGGUGUGAGCCUGACAUCUGCUUCCCAGAGGACUGAUCAAGACUCUGUCAUCGGUGUGAGUCCAGCUGUUAUGAUCCGAAGCUCAAGUCAGGAUUCUGAAGUUAGCACCGUGGUGAGUAAUAGUUCAGGAGAGACCCUUGGAGCCGACAGUGACCUGAGCAGCAACGCGGGUGACGGGCCAGGCGGGGAAGGCAGUGCCCACCUGGCGGGUUCUCGGGCCACACUGUCCGACAGCGAAAUCGAAACCAAUUCUGCUACAAGCACCAUCUUUGGUAAAGCCCAUAGCUUGAAGCCAAAGGAGAAGCCGGCUGGUAGUCCGGUUCGCUCUUCCGAAGACGUAAGCCAGCGAGUCUAUCUCUAUGAGGGACUGCUAGGCAAAGAGCGUUCUACUUUGUGGGACCAAAUGCAGUUCUGGGAAGAUGCAUUCUUGGAUGCCGUGAUGUUGGAGAGAGAAGGAAUGGGUAUGGACCAGGGUCCUCAGGAAAUGAUCGACAGGUACCUGUCCCUAGGGGAACAUGACCGGAAGCGCCUGGAGGACGACGAGGACCGCGUGCUGGCCACACUUUUACACAACCUCAUAUCCUAUAUGCUCCUGAUGAAGGUGAACAAGAAUGACAUCAGGAAGAAAGUGCGGCGCCUAAUGGGAAAGUCCCACAUUGGGCUGGUGUACAGCCAACAAAUCAACGAGGUGCUCGAUCAGCUGACCAACCUGAGUGGACGUGAUCUCUCCAUCCGAUCCAGUGGCAGCCGGCACAUGAAGAAGCAGACGUUUGUUGUGCAUGCAGGGACGGACACCAAUGGAGAUAUCUUUUUCAUGGAAGUGUGUGACGACUGUGUGGUGUUGCGCAGUAACAUUGGGACAGUGUACGAGCGCUGGUGGUACGAAAAGCUCAUCAACAUGACCUACUGUCCCAAGACCAAGGUCCUGUGCUUAUGGCGUAGAAACGGCUCCGAGACCCAGCUCAACAAGUUCUAUACCAAGAAGUGUCGGGAGCUGUACUACUGCGUGAAGGACAGUAUGGAGCGUGCGGCAGCCCGACAGCAAAGCAUCAAGCCUGGGCCUGAGCUAGGCGGUGAGUUCCCUGUGCAGGACAUGAAGACUGGAGAGGGUGGCUUGCUUCAAGUCACCCUGGAAGGGAUCAAUCUCAAGUUCAUGCACAACCAGGUUUUCAUAGAGCUGAAUCACAUUAAAAAGUGCAAUACAGUUCGAGGCGUCUUUGUCCUGGAAGAAUUUGUUCCUGAAAUUAAAGAAGUGGUGAGCCACAAGUACAAGACACCAAUGGCCCACGAGAUCUGCUACUCUGUGUUGUGUCUCUUCUCGUACGUGGCCGCAGUUCGUAGCAGCGAAGAAGACCUCCGAACCCCACCUCGGCCCGUCUCUAGCUGAUAGAGGGGGUACACAGCUGGCCCCUCACCUCUUGCUGCUCCUAAGCACCGACGCUGCUGUGACUGAAAUGGGGAUGAUGUGUGUGUGUUCUCCGCAAGCUCCUUCCCUCGGUUUAGCUGGUUCCAUCUCAUGUCUGAGUGUGUCUUUGUGUUCAUCUGUCACGGGGCUAAGCUAGUCUUAUUACCUUCUCUUCCUACAGUAGCAGAUGAGCCUUCUGUCCCCUCAGGGUGAGAGAGAGAGAGAGAGAGAGAGAGAGAGAGAGAGAGAGAGAGAGAGAGAGAGAGAGAGAGAGAGAGAGAGAAUGUGUGUGUGUGUGUGUGUGUGUCUGUGGGGGUCACUGUGAGCCCACUAUUGCCUGUCCUUGAGAUGUUUUGCACUGUAGUCCCUUGUCCUAGUCCUUAUACCCUCUACUUUAGGGGUCUUCUCUCCCUCCUCUGUGACCUGGCACUGCGGGGCACCUGGGACUGACUGUUCCACUCUGGGAAGUGAGAGACACUUGGGGACAAGCCUUCCUGGCUGAGGGCCCCAGAGGAGGAGGAGGAAGGGAGGAUUCCAGGGUAGCUCAGUAGGUGGCGUCCUCCCAGUUCCUAAACUGUGGCUGCACGUCAAGUCACGCCACGCCACGCCACGCCACGCCACGCCACGCCGCUGCCUGCCUGUCCCUGCUCCGCUCCGUUGAUGAAUGUCCCUGAAUGACUGCCUUGUGCCAGGCUGGGAUUUUUGCAGUGAUCUUCCUGGCCUUUGACAUGAGGGGACAAAGCAGUGAGGGGACAGAGGAGUGAGGUGACGGUGUCCCAGACAGCACCAGCUGCUCUGCCUGAGGGCCGGGGAAUGGUGGGUCAGGGCCAAGCUGAGCUCAAAGCAUGUGUGCCUGUCUGCAGGCAGAGUCUCCUGGCUUCGGUGCCAGAAGAACGCUAUGGACUGGACAGGAGAAGAGUGUAAAUAUUUCAGCUCCACAUUAUUUAUAGAAAAAUGUACAGCUGUGUGAUGUGAAAUAAAUGUCCUGAACUCUG
Molecule: messenger RNA, 6067 nt
Organism: Apodemus sylvaticus (European woodmouse)
Lineage: Eukaryota; Metazoa; Chordata; Mammalia; Rodentia; Muridae
Gene: Madd
Product: MAP kinase activating death domain
Exons: 34
Coding region: 234-5054 (1606 amino acids)
Biological process (GO): regulation of apoptotic process; regulation of Rab protein signal transduction
Cellular component (GO): cytosol
Molecular function (GO): guanyl-nucleotide exchange factor activity
Source: RefSeq, a predicted model, not a curated record